GGCGGGCCAGCAACGCCGCCCUCCCUCCCCUCACGGCCGCAGGCAGACGGGGCGGGAGCGACGGCUGCGCCGCUAUGGAGGUGGAUGUGGCGGAGGACGAGAAGGCCGGGCCGUCGGCAGGCGAGAAGCGGGGACCCGCCGACUCCGCAGGGGCCGCGCCCGGCGGCGGCGGCGGCGGCGGCCACUACGAGCUGCCCUGGGUGGAAAAAUACAGACCCAUGAAACUGUCUGAAAUAGUUGGAAAUGAAGAUACUGUGAGCAGGUUGGAGGUCUUUGCAAAAGAGGGGAACGUACCAAAUAUUAUAAUUGCUGGCCCUCCAGGAACAGGUAAAACCACCAGUAUCCUGUGUUUGGCUCGUGCUCUGCUUGGUCCUGCAUUAAAGGAUGCUGUUCUGGAGCUGAAUGCCUCAAAUGACAGAGGCAUUGAUGUUGUAAGAAACAAAAUCAAAAUGUUUGCCCAGCAAAAGGUCACACUUCCAAAAGGUCGACAUAAAAUAAUCAUCCUUGACGAAGCAGACAGCAUGACAGAUGGAGCACAGCAAGCAUUGAGAAGAACAAUGGAAAUUUAUUCCAAAACCACGCGCUUCGCACUGGCGUGCAAUGCCUCUGACAAAAUCAUAGAACCUAUUCAGUCUCGGUGUGCAGUGCUGCGUUACACCAAGCUGACAGAUGCACAAAUACUCGCCAGGCUACUGAAAAUUGUUGAGAAAGAGGAUGUAGCAUAUACAGAUGAUGGACUAGAAGCCAUUAUUUUCACAGCCCAAGGUGAUAUGAGACAGGCAUUAAACAACCUACAGUCCACAUACUCUGGAUUUGGCUUUAUAAACAGUGAAAACGUCUUUAAGGUAUGUGACGAGCCUCAUCCUCUGCUUGUGAAGGAAAUGAUACAACACUGCAUAAAUGCAAAUAUUGAUGAAGCAUACAAGAUUCUUGCCCACCUGUGGCGCCUUGGAUACUCUCCAGAAGAUGUCAUUGGCAAUAUCUUCCGUGUGUGUAAGACCUUUCAAAUGCCAGAGUAUCUGAAACUGGAAUUUAUCAAGACUGGGGAAGUAAACAGAAGACAAUGUCUCUGCCACCAGGAGAUUGGGUACACUCACAUGAAGAUAGCAGAAGGUGUGAACUCCCUUUUACAAAUGGCUGGGCUGCUGGCCAGGCUGUGCCAGAAGACUGCAGCCCCUGCAGCCAGUUAGGCACCUCCUCGAGCCUGCUGGGAAGAAACCAGGUUGUGUUGCAAAAAUGUUUCAUACUUUUUUUUUAUUUGGACCAAUAAAGCUCUAAAAUUUACUUUAA
Molecule: messenger RNA, 1290 nt
Organism: Prinia subflava (tawny-flanked prinia)
Lineage: Eukaryota; Metazoa; Chordata; Aves; Passeriformes; Cisticolidae
Gene: RFC2
Product: replication factor C subunit 2
Exons: 11
Coding region: 75-1190 (371 amino acids)
Biological process (GO): DNA repair; DNA-templated DNA replication
Cellular component (GO): nucleus; DNA replication factor C complex
Molecular function (GO): ATP hydrolysis activity; DNA binding; ATP binding
Source: RefSeq, a predicted model, not a curated record